Ziziphus jujuba (common jujube) is the source of this 1538-nucleotide messenger RNA. RefSeq names its product glutelin type-D 1. The transcript is spliced from 4 exons. The coding region runs from base 169 to 1263 and encodes 364 amino acids. The record is from RefSeq and is a predicted model, not a curated record. NCBI's taxonomy places the organism in Eukaryota, Viridiplantae, Streptophyta, Magnoliopsida, Rosales, Rhamnaceae. Gene Ontology annotation, molecular function: nutrient reservoir activity.
UUACCACCACCACGUAAUAGAGAAGUGCUCCUACUCAGCCAAACACCUUGCUUUUUCCCUUCUAUAAAUACUCCCUCACUUUCUUCUCUUCCUCAUUCAGAACUCUUACAUAAAUAAAUAUACUCACCUAGCAUUUCUGGUUUUCUCUGAAAAAAAUCAGCCAAGGCAAUGGAGAUUGAUCUAAAUCCAAGGACCGCCAACCAAACGUUGUUUGAAGGAGAAGGUGGAGGAUACUACUUAUGGUCAAGUAAAGAGUUUCCAUUGCUUGCUCAGACAAAGCUUGGUGCUGGUAAGCUUGUUCUGAAACCCAAUGGCUUUGCUCUGCCUCACUAUGCCGAUAGCUCCAAAGUUGGUUAUGUUCUUCAAGGAUCCGAUGGAGUAGUUGGAAUGGUAUUCCCAAAAAAAAGAUCUUCCAAAGAGGUAGUUCUAAAGCUUAAGAAGGGAGAUAUUAUUCCUGUUCCUCUAGGAGCACUCUCAUGGUGGUACAACAAUGGAGAUUCUGAACUAGUUAUUGUAUUUUUGGGCCAAACCACAAAGGCUUAUGUUCCUGGAGAAUUUACGUAUUUCCUUUUAACUGGUGGUCUGGGAAUACUUGGAGCUUUCUCAACUGAGUAUACAAGCAAAGCUUUUGAUAUGAGCAAAGAUGAAGCAAAAGAGCUAGUGCAAAGCCAAUCUGGGGUUCUCAUAAUCAAGCUAGAAGCUGGGAAAAAAAUGCCAAAACCCCAAUUGCUCAAAACCAAAGAAUUGGUUUUCAACAUUAAUGACUAUUCUUCUUUGGCUGAUGAUGAAAAUGUAAAGAGAGGUGGAAUAGUAACUACAGUUAACAAAUCCAAAUUCUCUUUUAUAGGAGAAGUUGGAUUGACUGCUACUCAUUUGAAACUCGAACCCCAUUCCAUGAGCUCGCCCAUUUACACCACUGAUUCGAGCGUCCGAGUGAUAUACGUUGUGAAAGGGAGUGGUAGGAUUCAAAUUGUUGGUAUUCAGGGUAAAAGGGUUUUGGAUACUGAAGUUAAGGCUGGUCAGUUGGUUGUUGUACCAGCAUUCUUCGUCGAAGCAAAAAUUGCAGGUGAAGAAGGAAUGGAGUGCUUCUCUAUCAUAAACAGUGCAGAGCCAAUUUUAGAGGAUAUAGCUAGCGAUGAAUCGGUACUGGCCGCUUUGUCACCUGAGGUGUUACAAGCCUCCCUCAAUAUUAGUGCGGUGUCUGGAAAACACUUUAUUUCAGAGAUUAUGAAGAACUCCAUUAUCCUCCCUCCAACAAAUUAAAUUAAUUAUAUAAGCAAAUAAUAUAUAAGUAUUACGACUUUUCCAGUUUAGUUUAAUUAGCAAAUGAAAUAAUCUUGUGGGAAUUAAUUUUCUCUUAUGUUAUAAAUCUUUCCAUGUUGCUGGUGGUCAGCACGAAGCAUUUUAUUUUGUUGUUAAUUUUUAUCCUUAAAUUUAAGAAUUCCACCAGCUCACUUAUUUGUACCUAUGGGGACGUAUUAUAUGUAUAUUUCCCAUUUCAUAAUGGAGUUAUCUAUAAUUUAUGAUACUUUUUUCUU